AUGCUACGCCUGCGGCCCUGGUUAGGGCUCGUCAAGCCCACAAUACCGCUAUCGACAUUAAUAGCAUCACGCGCAUUUACUCAAACCCCCCUCCUCCCAGAAAAGCCGCUCCCCGCGCGCCUCAAGCUCAACGAUGCCGACCUGACAGUAUCCUACCUCAAGGGCACCGGCCCCGGCGGGCAGAAGAUUAACAAAACCAAUUCCGCCGUCCAGAUCAGCCAUAAACCCUCUGGCAUUGUCAUCAAGUGUCAGGCCACGCGCUCGCGCUCGCAGAACGAAAAGAUAGCGCGCUCGCUAUUAGCAGACCGGGUCGAGGCGCGUGAGAAGGGGGAUAAGAGUCGCGUUGCGCUGAAGGCGGCGGCGGCGAAGAAGAAGAAGGCUAGUAAGGUUAAGAAGGCGAAGAGGAAGUAUCGGGCUCUGGAGAACGGGGAGGAAGGUGUGGCUGAGGAUCUCGAGGAUGGAUAUGAAGAUGGAGUUGAGGAUGAAUUGGAAGGCGAAGGUGGCAAGGAAGAAGUGAAGAAGGUUGGUGAGGUGUCUCAGGGCUCGUCUGGGGCUUAA
Penicillium atrosanguineum is the source of this 558-nucleotide messenger RNA. RefSeq names its product peptide chain release factor family protein. Gene Ontology annotation, cellular component: mitochondrion. NCBI's taxonomy places the organism in Eukaryota, Fungi, Ascomycota, Eurotiomycetes, Eurotiales, Aspergillaceae. Gene Ontology annotation, molecular function: translation release factor activity. The transcript is spliced from 2 exons. Bases 1 to 558 code for a protein of 185 amino acids. The record is from RefSeq and is a predicted model, not a curated record. Gene Ontology annotation, biological process: translational termination.